Messenger RNA from Amborella trichopoda, 614 nucleotides. The record is from RefSeq and is a predicted model, not a curated record. Lineage: Eukaryota; Viridiplantae; Streptophyta; Magnoliopsida; Amborellales; Amborellaceae.
AUUAGAAUAUAUAGAGGAAACAUGGCUUGAAAAUCCCCUCAUGCCACAAGACCCCUACGACAGAGCCACAACUCGUUUCUGGUCGAAAUUCAUUGAUGACAAGUUCAUACCAACACUUGGGAUGGUUCUCAAAACACAGGGGGAGGAACAAGAAAAGGCAAUGAAGGAGGCAGAAGAGGCUCUUAAAACCCUAGAAAGGGGCGGCCUCAUAUUUGGUGGAGAAGCAAUCAGCAUUGUCGAUAUUUCUGCUAAUUGUUUAAGCAUCUGGUUGGAAGUGUUUGGGGAAGCAAUUGGCACAAAAUUUAUAGAUUCUGAGAAAUUUCCACUCAUUUGUUCUUGGAUUGAAGAGUUCACAAGCAUUGAUCUAGUCAAGGAGAGCUUUCCUCCUCGUGAUAAGCUUCUCGCCUACCAUAAAAGGUUGCUAUAAAGACAUGCUCGCAUCGAAAUUUUCUCCGAAUUAAUGAUAUCAGUCUGUGAGUUUAAGGUUUUCACAUGGAGUCAAAAAAUAAUAACAAGAAAGAGUUGGAUUGUGGAAGAUUUCUUUGCUCACAAUUUGCAUGUAGAGUUGAGUAACUAAGGAGAUCGCAUCUUGGGCCACAGUGAUUGUUGCUUAA